Molecule: messenger RNA, 1973 nt
Organism: Mauremys mutica (yellowpond turtle)
Lineage: Eukaryota; Metazoa; Chordata; Testudines; Geoemydidae
Product: TBC1 domain family member 22B-like
Exons: 6
Coding region: 304-804 (166 amino acids)
Source: RefSeq, a predicted model, not a curated record
AAUAGUUUAUUCCUCCCUGCACGCAGAUGGUCUCUCCCGCCUCUCGUGGUCCCGCCCCUCUGCCAGGCCCGGAUUCCUUCGCUUCACGACCCGGUAGGAUCCCGGCUCAGGAUUGGCCGAGCCGGAGGCCGUGGAGCCAGGAAGCCAAUGGCCGGGGUUUGCCUUCCCGGAUCUAAAAUGGCGGCGCCGGAGCCCGGCAGCGGGGCCUCCGGAGGGAGGAGGUGAAGCGGCCUCGGCCCGCGGCUCCGGGACCUGCCACCCCUGCUCGUCCUCCCGGGAGCCGGCCGGGACCCAGCCCCAGCCAUGGCCGCUGAGAGCAGCAAGCAGUUCUGGAAGCGGAGCGCUAAGCUGCCGGGGAGUAUUCAACCUGUCUACGGAGCCCAGCAUCCUCCUCUGGAUCCCCGGCUCACCAAAAACUUCAUUAAGGAGCGUUCCAAGGGCAAUGCUCUGCCCCUGAAGAAUAAGAAGGCCUCUAGCUUUCACGAGUUUGCACGCAACACCAGUGACGCCUGGGACAUCGGCGAUGAUGAAGACGAAGACUUCUCCUCUUUCCAAACCCUGAACUCUAAAGUGGCCAAGGCAACAGCAGCCCAGGUGCUGGAGAACCACAGCAAGCUGCGCGUGAAACCCGAGCGGGCCCAGUCUGCUCUCAGCGAGAUGCCAACCAACUGCAAGGUCAUCAAGUCCAGCAGCGAGGCCCAGCUGUCCAGACCACCUGGGCCUGCCCCGAGUGCCGGGUCACGUCCAGCUACUUCAUCCCCCACAAAUACUGGGUCUCCGACACGGACGAAAAGGAGAAGCUGAUAGAAACCUUCAAGGCGCGGACAGGGAGAAUAAAAUGCAAGUUCUUUGCCCACGGCGUGGCCGCUGUCCCUUUAAAUUGGAGUGCAUCUACCUUCAUGAGCUCCCGACCAGGGUGCGGCCCCCUUGACAGAGAUGUCCAUGUGGGACAGACCCGGUGGCAUUCAAUCCCUCUCCCUCUGAGAGCUCUGAGGAGGAGGACGAUGACGUGUGCUUGUUUCAAUGGGCUCUCACCUUUGCGCUGCUGCGGGGGGACGUCGACGAUCCAGACUACUGGCAUGAGAUUUUCCUCUUGGAUUCCAGUGACUCGGACUAGAAAUUCCACUGGUCCGGGCUCGACUCGAUGGAAUUGGGGUCACUACAUGGCUUGUGAACCUAUAUCUUUUGGGGGUGGGGGGGGAAAGACAAUUGACUUUUUUUUAAUCUGUCUAGUUGUGUGUCUGGCAGGCCUCCUAGUGAUCCGAAACCACUCUGCACAAGCUGGGGGAAUGAAGCGCCGACAGUGGGAAGCUCUCCUGUUCCACAGGGCGGUGGGAUGCGAUUACCAUUGCCACGCUGCUCUUUCAUCCAUCGUGGGGCUGAUGGGACUGACAUCUGACACAUCGCACGUCACGUUUCCACUUCCCUCCCUCCCCUCUGAAGCGGCACCUCUCCCUCUCUCCACGGGUUCCUCACCACCAUGCUUCCCAGCCUGGGAUCUGGUGAUGUCCCCAGUCCUAUGGUCUCCCAGCUGCCUUGCUGUAGGAGUAGGCUGUACACCAGGUUUCGCGGGGGUCCUGCAGUCUCGGUGUUGUGGUCGGAGGCAGAGCGUGCUUGCUGCUGAGGCUACUUUGUCGUGAGGGAGAGUCGGUUGAGCAGUGCUAUUGGCCACAGCAGCAGGCAGUGUCUGCAUCUUGGCAGGUUGCUCUAGUAUUGAUUGCAGUGCUGCCAGGCAUCCAUAGCAGGCUUAAAAGGGGGAGCAGUCUGAGAUUAGUGGGUGGGGGUGUUUGGCUUUUUUUAUUGAUGCAGGCAUCUGUCUCGGAGGUUUCAUAGUGUAAGCAGGGAGCCCCAGCUCUGUGGGAGCUGGAAGGGUUGCUGCCUGGUCGUGAAGCUGCCUGUGCACAUACUUAGCAAACCUUUUAACUCUUUCAGAAGAUGGAGACCAUGAAAUAAAAAUCAGCUUUAAAAACUAA